AUGGUGGAAAAAAUAAUGGUCGUAUUGCGGACACAAUUCAUCAAUCCCUUCCAACCUGAUCUUGACAAGGAUGAGUUGUUCAACUUGGUAUCGGGGUAUCCAGCUCCAGAGAAUGUACGCAACUGCUUACUCACACUUGAAUCGAGAGGAAAGGAGCUAAUGGAUGAAUUUCAGGACAGAAUUACAACGGAAUCAACAGGAUCGUCCAAAAUAGUUUUUUUUAGCCCAAUCAAGACGGAGACGCUCAAGACCUUCAAGAGUUUGGCCGUUAAAACCAAGUUAAUUAAAGAGCAAAGGAAAGUCAAAAGAACUUACAUUUCAGAGAGAUAUCUUGGGAAU
Paramuricea clavata is the source of this 339-nucleotide messenger RNA. The record is from the annotation of a GenBank genome assembly. Lineage: Eukaryota; Metazoa; Cnidaria; Anthozoa; Malacalcyonacea; Plexauridae.